Messenger RNA from Ictalurus punctatus (channel catfish), 2228 nucleotides. RefSeq names its product sodium- and chloride-dependent GABA transporter 2. Lineage: Eukaryota; Metazoa; Chordata; Actinopteri; Siluriformes; Ictaluridae. The transcript has 14 exons. The coding region runs from base 32 to 1801 and encodes 589 amino acids. Gene Ontology annotation, cellular component: membrane. The record is from RefSeq and is a predicted model, not a curated record. Gene Ontology annotation, biological process: sodium ion transmembrane transport.
GUAUUUGAGUUUUCUGAGAUCUCAGACUGAGAUGGUUAUGGUGCAAGCAAAUGAAAGAAUGGGAGAAGUAGAGCAAAGUGCUGUUGAAGACUUGAGCGAAAGAGGUCAAUGGAGCAAUAAAGUGGAGUUUCUCUUGACUGUAACAGGAAAUAUGGUUGGUCUGGGCAACCUCUGGAGAUUCCCAUACCUGUGUUUCAAAAAUGGAGGAGGUGCAUUUUUGAUACCUUACAUUCUGUUUGCUGUGACAUGCGGCGUACCACUCUUUGUCCUGGACAUUUGUAUCGGCCAGUACACAAAGCAGAGUGCAGCAACAUCCUGGGGAAGACUCUGUCCGUUAGCAGAAGGUUUGGGUCAUGGAGGCUAUAUAUUUGCACUGUAUACCUGCAUUAGCUACAAUAUUGUUCUGGCCUGGGCUCUUUUCUACCUCAUCGCAUCUUUCAGCUCCCUGUUACCAUGGAUCGGUUGUGGUAAUCUCUGGAACACAGUGAACUGUGUAGAGCUUGUGUCAAACCAGAGCAAUAUGGCUAUCAACAGGACUCAAGAAAAUUUGAGUAUUUCUGCUGUCAUCGAAUUUUGGGAGGGGCGAGUGCUGAAUAUCUCUCCAGGUAUUGAGGUACUGGGUAAAUUGAACUGGGAGCUUUUUUUCUGUUUACUUGCUACUUGGGUGGCCUGUUACUUCUGCACCUGGAAAGGGGUCAAAUCAACUGGAAAGGCAGUGUAUUUUACAGCCAUCUUUCCAUACGUAAUACUGUUAGUGCUGCUGUUAAGAGGUCUAACUUUACCUGGUGCGCUGCAGGGUAUCAAGUAUUACCUGUAUCCACAACCCUCACGCCUCACAGACCCACAGGUUUGGAUUGACGCCGCAACACAGAUUUUCUUCUCAUACAGUUUGGCAUCAGGUGUCCAAAUUGUACUUGGAAGUUACAGUCAUUACAAAAACAAUAGCUAUAGGGACAGCAUUUGGCUGUGUGUGGUUAAUAGCGGUACUAGUUUUGCAGCUGGAUUUGUGGUCUUUUCUGUCCUUGGCUUCAUGGCAGAGAAGCUGGGUGCUGAUAUUGAAGAUGUAGCCCUGCCAGGUCCAGGUCUGGCGUUUAUAACCUACCCUCAAGCAGUGGCCAUGAUGCCUCUGCCACAACUGUGGUCAGCGUGCUUCUUUAUUAUGUUUAUUUUAUUGGUCCUGGAUUCCCAGUUUGUUGGAAUUGAGCUGUUCGUGUCAUCAGUCAUUGACAUAUUCCCCAAUGUGCUGCGAAGGCCCUACAAGAGGGAGCUCUUCCUGUUAUUCUUCUGCACUGCCUGCUUCUGCUUUCAGAUUCUUUUAACAACUCAGGGAGGAGUCUACAUCUUCCAGCUAAUUGAUUAUUAUGGGUUUAAUGGUGCUUGUUACUUCCUCAUGUGUCUGAUUGAAACUCUAGUAAUUGGAUGGAGUUUUGGAGCUGAUCGCAUGUCUGAUAUCAUUGAGGACAUGUGUGAUAAGCGACCCAGUGCAUUCUUCAAAUACUGCUGGUGUUAUUUCACCCCAUUGAUGUGUCUUGGAUCUUUCAUUUUUUACCUGGCAAGAUAUACACCCCUCGUGUAUAACAAUGUUUACAUAUAUCCAGACUGGGCUUAUAUUCUUGGAUGGCUCAUGAGUUCAUUUCCCCCAGUGCUGGUCAUAACAUGGGGUGUGGUGAAGCUAUUUACUCACUCAGGCACACUAAAACAGAGUUUUAAAAGUCUAUGUACUCCAGAUGACAAACUUCCUUUGACACGAAAGCAAAGAGCACAGCUGCAGAGGAAUGAGACUCUAAUGACAGGAAUUUGAUGACCACAUAUUGAUCAAAAAAAACUUGCAAUUAUUCAUAUAAAAAUAUUAUUAAUAUUCGUAAUAUUAUUAUAAUAUAUAAUACACUAAGUGAAACAUUAAUUUACCAUUUAUCUACCCUUUCCUUACACUCAUUAGAAAUGUAGUUAGUUUGUAGACCUUCAUUGAAGAUCAAUCCAUGAUGCAUUACUAUUGACUGUAGUCCAUGUGUUGCUAGACACAAUUUGUCAGUUCCCUUCUACCCUCUCCAUCAAUAGAAUGGAAGGUACACCAAUAUUAACUGGCAAAUAAAUGAUUGUACCUGCUCAAAUACAUAACCCUAUGUCUUUAAUUAUAUUUCUCUGUCUAGGUUGGUGUAACACAACUGUCUUAGGUGGGAAUCAAACCCAGAGCUCUCAUGUACAAAGACACUGAGUUUACUGGCAGA